Messenger RNA from Anthonomus grandis grandis, 1007 nucleotides. RefSeq lists its product as uncharacterized. NCBI's taxonomy places the organism in Eukaryota, Metazoa, Arthropoda, Insecta, Coleoptera, Curculionidae. The transcript has 2 exons. Bases 3 to 1007 code for a protein of 334 amino acids. The record is from RefSeq and is a predicted model, not a curated record.
UAAUGGAGUGGAAUAGGGAAGCAUGUUUAAAAUUAAUUGACAUUUAUGAACAAAACCCUGUGUUGUGGAAUCCCAAACACGGAUUGUAUUACAAUAAAAUAAAAAAGCAUGACGCCUGGGUGAAUAUUGGUCAAAACAUGCAGUGUGGUAGUGAAGAGGUAAAAAAGAAAAUGGAGAGCAUGUUGGCAAGUUUCAGGCGGGAAAAAUCCAAAGGCAAAAAAUCUGUUGGUACCGGUAAAGGUAAUUUAUACAGCACUGUGGACCAAAUUAGGUGUUAUAUUUUAAAAACAAUUUCUUUUAUAGGUAGGCAAGAAGUGUAUAUAUCCAAAUGGUUUGCUUUCACCCGAAUGGCCUUUUUAUUAGACAGAGAUGAACCAACAGAAAAAUUAACUUCUCUCAAUGAUGACACAGAAACGAUGGAGGCUGCUUCGCAAGAAGAUAUUGAGGAUUCCCUUGAUCAAUCUACAGAUAUAAAUGAUGAUCAUUCACAAAACGACAGAGGCAAUCUUGAUGAAAGCCAAACCGAACUUCCUCAAGUGAAAAGAACAUGUCGUGUAAACUUAAAAAAAGGAACAAAACAGAACAUAUCUCGGGAAGAUAGCACUAUUGCCGAAGCCUUUGGAAUGCUAAAAAGCGUAGUAGCAAAGGAAAAGCCCGCAGAAAUAUCCGAUAGUUGUACUGAUUAUGGAAAGCAUGUGGCAAAUAAGCUGAGAAAUUAUUCGGAGAGGACUAAAGCGAUAGUACAGUACCAUUUUAAUAAUAUAUUAUUUCAAGCUGACAUGGGUAAUUUUGAAAUAAAUAGAAAUGCAGCAGCUAUGAAUGUUGCUGCAAACUAUCAGAAUUCGUCCAUAACUUUGCCCACUGGUCACUUUACGACACCCAUUCCAACACCUUCUCCACAAGAAACGUCACAAAGUGAAGUUUCAUAUACUGAUUGUCAACUCCGAUCAGCGAAGUUAAUGCUCAAGAAGAAACAGGUUCACUUGGAACAGCCGCUAAUUUCUUAA